Molecule: messenger RNA, 3241 nt
Organism: Gasterosteus aculeatus aculeatus (three-spined stickleback)
Lineage: Eukaryota; Metazoa; Chordata; Actinopteri; Perciformes; Gasterosteidae
Gene: rftn1b
Product: raftlin, lipid raft linker 1b
Source: RefSeq, a predicted model, not a curated record
CCAGCUGCGUCCGAGCACUGAACUUUUCUUUUCAACGAGAUUCGCUAAAACCUCCCCCCCCCUCCGCCCCGACCCCCACACCCCUCCCACCCCGACAAAAAACAGAGACGGACACGCGGCGGAGCCAUGGGCUGCGGGCUGCGUAAGAUGAAGCCCACGUCGGAGGAGAACAGUCCGGGCAAGAUUUACUCCACCCUGAAGAGACCACAGGUGGAGACCAAGGUGGGCGUGGCCUACACCUACCGCUACCUGGACUUCCUCAUCGGCAAAGACGGCGGGACGUCCACGCUGCGUCUCUCGUCGGUGCGCGAGCUGCCCGGCCAGCUGCAGGAGCUCUACCAGCAGGGCUUCGUCCUGGCGUCCGUUCACCCCUUCAUCCACCCGAGUGGUCCAGAGUCCAACAGCCCGCAGCACCAGCUCUACCGGGCCAUCCUGAUCCGACUCAACGACGGGGUGGAAAGGAGCCAGUGUGUCGGCCCAUCGUACAAGCUGCAGCUGGAAGAGUGUCUGUCCGCCGAGCAGGUGCCCACCCCCGAGCUCAUCCAGGGCUACGUCAAGAAGCAGAUCCAGGAUGCUGCUGACCAGGGGGUGAUGUUCGUGGGGUUCGUCCAGGAACCAUACGGGGCCCCGUGCACCAGGAUCCGUCAGCCGGACACGCCCUCCCUUUCCCUGCACUCCAGCCCCAGCUCCGUGCUCGGCUCCCUGGGCAGCCGCAGCCCCUCCAGCCCGUCCAGCCCCGGAAACCACCACGCUCCUGCUCCCGCGGCUCGGGAUGACGCGGCGGGCCGAGCCGGGAACGAGGAGGCCUCCCGCGAGGCCGGCGCCGGGGAGAAGAGUCAGGGCGGGAGUCCCGGGAAGCGUCCGGGGAGCGGAGGGGAGGGCAGUCAGGUGGCGGCCUCUCCCGUGGCGUCUCCAACGCCGGAAGGAGAUCCGGAGCGCGGCGGCGAGGAGGCGACGGAGGACGAGACGCCGAGCCGCGACAACGACAGAGGCAGCGGCAGAGACGCCACGGAGAGGCCCAGAUAUCGCCCGCGGAGGGGCGACGGCGCGGAGCUGCUGGCUUUGUACAACCACCCGCCGGUGCGAGAGGGACAGAUGAAGUACUACACCGUCAAGGUGCCGCUGCGGGUUCAGAACUGCGACGAGGGGGUCAAAGGAGUGGAGGCCAACUGGCUGGAUCACAUGACCCAGCACUUCAACAGCGGAGCCUCGCUGGUCGACGGGUACUUCCACCUGGGCAACGGGAACGAUUUGCUACCCAAGUCAGUAGAAAGCGUCUUCGUCUUCCAGGAGGCGUGCGAGGUUGAGCCGAACGCGGCGCCGCCGACCUACGACGCCAUCGUGGUGGAGCAGUGGACCGUCAUCAACGGUUUGCAGGUGAAGGCCGAUUAUGUUCCCCUGCUGCAGUCGCUGGCCACGUACGGAUGGAGGCUCACGUGUGUGCUGCCAACUCCUGUAAUCAAGACCAACAGUGAUGGAAGUCUGUCGACCAAACAGAUUGUUUUCCUGCAGAGACCCAUCUUGGGCCGAAAGAAGAGGGAAUCCAAGAAAUUGAUCUUCAAGCCCCGCGGCAAGUCCAACAAGAACUGCGUCAAAGACUCGGCAAAGAACAAGAACAAGAAGAAGAAAGCAAAAACCGACGGUGAUGCAGAAGAUCCCAAGAUUACUGACCGCAGUGAGAAGGUCGAGAGGGAUGAAGAGAAAAGUAAGGAGGAGGGGGUCAACGCAACCGAUAGAGAGGCAUCCAAAGAAAGGCAGCUGAGGUCCGAGGAAGAUGGAAUGAUGAAUGCCGGGAUUGAAAUAAGCAUUGAAAAGAAAGACGGAGGAGCAGAGACGGAGAACAAAGGAGCAGAAACCGGCACAGCGGAGGAGGGAGAAGAAAAGGCAGCAGUGGAAGAAGUGGGAACGAAGGAAAACGGAGAUCCUCCGGAAACCGAGGAGGUCCAGGAAGUGACGGAAAUCACUGCGACCGUUGAAACGCGCAGCGACACCAAAGAAGAAGAAGAAGGAGGAGGCGAGGGCGCGGCAGAGGCCGUGAUGGAAAACGGGGUGAAGACGGACGAGGAGGACGAGGGCGAAGAGGUCGCGAUCAACCGCGGGACAGAAGGGCCAUCGGGGGAGGAGGCGACCGCCAAGGAGAUGUCGGCGGCGGCCUCGCGGGCCGGGGCGGCUGUCGAAAGCCGAGCGGAGGAAGAGUAGCCCCGAGCAGUCCAACCUCAAGCUUUUCUUUCCCACCCUACCUCUCAAAUUCCCCAUCGCAAGAACCGCCCCGCAGUCGUCGUCCCUGAUCCGGAUCAAAUGGGCCUUCGAUCCCAAGCGCUGCAGCAUUUUCCAAAACCCACCGACUCUCGUAGACGACUCCCCCCCCCCGCAACCUGCAGUAGUGUAGCUACACAGAUGUGUCAUCCUUAAUCAUGCUUAACAUACCGAAUGUAUAUAUCUAAAUCACAUCUGUAAUGUGGAGACACUGGAUCGGAACGAUGCCUCGAUCAGAAUGGGCGCCUUUUUGGCGAAUGUGAAACAGCUUAGCGGGAUUUGGUCACACACGCAUACAAAAUGUAUUUCCUUUCAUUGAAUUGCAGAGAUGAUUAGGUUUGUUCGUCAGUAAAUCUUUUAGUAAGUCGUCUCCCAACUCUUCAACGGAGGAAGCUACCGUAGCUUAGCUUAGGUUGUUGCGCCGGACACUUUUAAUUCGCCUCCUGCGUCCGAAUAUGAACCGCCGCACAGGAGGGAUAUUUCAGAGGAGUCAAUUAAUUGUUUGAUGAACAUAUUGUUCCAGCAGCAACCCGAGAUAGGAAGCUCGCUAACUGACGGUUAGCAAUUGAUAAUCAAAUAAAAAGGCGAGACAAACCUCGAGAACAAAAUGUGAGAGCGCAGCAAUCAGACCCUCGAUAAGUCAAAAUGUUUAUGUCAUUCAUUUAAUUAUUUUUUACCAACUAGCCUUUUGAAUUGUCGCUACGUCCUAAUUUACACUGGGCCCCUUUGUGGCGUGAACAGGCCUUUCAUGGGGUAAACUUUACAUGUGUAAAGUGUUGCUUCGCUGCGUGCACCAGUCAGUCGUGAUGCGGUGGGGGGAGCGCGGGGGGGGGGGGGUGGGAGGGAAAGGGCGUUCGUUGCGACAGGCAAUCCAAAGUAGGGUGAAGAGAUAAUUGUUUACGCCGAGCUCUGAGCCGCCGAGUGCUUCAAAGAGAGCCGAUAAUCACUCUUUGCUGGGGGGGGGGGGUGCUGAGCUCACCUUGCA